AUGAAUUUAGAGAUUUUAUCCCCUGUUUCCACUCGAAACAAAAAAGCCGCAACCAUUCAACGGAUGGACGUGGAUGAAGAGAAUAUACAUGUUGUUAAUCCCGGUGAAAUCGUCACCACUGAUCAGAAAUUCAUGAGGGGUCAUGGUACAUAUACAGACGGUGAAAGCACAGUUUAUGCAUCCGUAGCGGGUACUGUUGAUCGAGUCAAUCAGUUAUUAUCUGUCAAACCGUUAAAGGCACGUUAUACGCCAGAGAUUGGUGACAUUGUUGUAGGACGUAUUACCGAGGUUUCAUUAAAGCGCUGGAAGGUGGAUGUGAAUAGUCGCCAAGAUGCUAAUUUAUUGUUGAGUUCAGUCAGUUUACCAGGUGGUGUCCAAAGACGUAAAAAUGAAGCAGACGAACUUCAAAUGCGACAAUUCUUUUCAGAGGGAGAUAUGUUAGUGGCUGAAGUUCAAGCGUUUUAUAAUGAUGGCACAAUGGGUCUUCAUACACGUGGCUUCAAAUUCUGUAAAUUGAGGAACGGUUCUUUAGUCAGUGUUCCUGCAGUACUUGUGCAGCGUUGUAAAUCACAGUUCCAUUCCCUUCCUUGUGGUGUGGAUGUGAUAUUGGGUCUCAAUGGUUAUAUCUGGGUGCACAAGAAGUUUGAAGGUAUGCAAACAGAAGACGCCGAUUUGACCGUAUCCUACUCGAAUGAAAAUGAUAAAAUUACAGAGGAUGAACGACAGGAAAUUGCUCGCGUUUGCAAUUGUAUUUCAGCCCUAGCAAAGCAAUACAUGCAUAUCAAUGAUACGAUCAUCGUCUAUACAUAUGAAGCUUCUUUGGAAUAUACCGUGAAGGAUUUACUCAAAUUGGACGUGAUAGCGAGUAUCACAACUGCAGCCAGCAUGAGAAUGCGUGCCAAUUAA
This is a messenger RNA of Mycotypha africana, 906 nucleotides long. RefSeq lists its product as uncharacterized. The coding region runs from base 1 to 906 and encodes 301 amino acids. Gene Ontology annotation, biological process: nuclear polyadenylation-dependent rRNA catabolic process; exonucleolytic trimming to generate mature 3'-end of 5.8S rRNA from tricistronic rRNA transcript (SSU-rRNA, 5.8S rRNA, LSU-rRNA); TRAMP-dependent tRNA surveillance pathway. Gene Ontology annotation, molecular function: RNA binding. The transcript is spliced from 6 exons. The record is from RefSeq and is a predicted model, not a curated record. Gene Ontology annotation, cellular component: cytoplasmic exosome (RNase complex); nuclear exosome (RNase complex). Lineage: Eukaryota; Fungi; Mucoromycota; Mucoromycetes; Mucorales; Mycotyphaceae.